This is a messenger RNA of Schistocerca gregaria, 1204 nucleotides long. RefSeq names its product dynactin subunit 6 (gene DCTN6-p27). The record is from RefSeq and is a predicted model, not a curated record. Gene Ontology annotation, biological process: mitotic spindle organization. Gene Ontology annotation, cellular component: dynactin complex. Bases 126 to 665 code for a protein of 179 amino acids. The transcript has a single exon. NCBI's taxonomy places the organism in Eukaryota, Metazoa, Arthropoda, Insecta, Orthoptera, Acrididae. Gene Ontology annotation, molecular function: dynein complex binding.
UCUUUGGGUAGUCUAAUAUGUCGUUGCAACUUACAAUGUUUAUAAAUCUGCAGGCCCCAAGGUACGUGACAUCGAAGGAGAUCUGAUGUUUUAGGCUUUUCGCGUUUGGAAGACAGUGUAAAGCCAUGUCUAUGAAAAGCAGCGUUAAAAUUGCGCCUGGGGCUGUUGUGUGUAAUGAGUGCGAGCUAAAAGGUGACAUUACAAUUGGAAGCAUGACAAUAAUACACCCAAGAGCGUCGAUUAUAGCAGAAGCUGGGCCCAUAAUAAUAGGGGAAAACAAUUUGAUUGAAGAACAAGCACGGAUUAUCAACAAGAUUAUACCUGGAAGUACUUCCUCCUCAACACCUGUUCUUAUCAUUGGUUCCAACAAUGUAUUCGAAGUGGACUGUCACUCGGAAGCUAGGAAGAUCGGCGAUAACAACAUUUUGGAAGCUAAAUCGUUUGUAAGCCAUGAUGUAGAAAUAACAAACGGAUGUAUUAUUGGAGCAGGUUGUACGCUGACAUGCUCCGAAGUGUUGCCCGAAAAUACUGUAAUUUAUGGCAAGGAAUGCCUUCGCCGGCAACAAUUGGACAGACCGCCAACACAGACACUGCAAUUAGACUAUUUAACUAAAGUUUUACCCAAUUAUCAUCAUCUAAAAAAAUCCAAAAAAGGUCAGGCUUAAUAAGUCUUUCAGUGCUGUGUAAAUACAAAGGGAUAGUACAUUUAUGGCAUCUGCAAUAGAAACUUGACAGACUAAAGGAAAGAUCAGCAUAAACAAGCUUCAAAAUUACUUGUUAUUUAAUUUAAUUUUGCUGAUUGUAAUAUCAUAUUUUGCACAAGGACGUGAAUAACACGGCAUCUGGAGAGUAAAGUGAACUAACGUAAAAUAAUCACAAGUAAAAGCUUAAAAUGUGUUUAGAAGGAGCGUGAUGUUCUCCAUGAGGGGUUACUAGACAUUUUACCCUAGCAGAAUUCGUAAUGAACGUCAUUAAAUGAUAUUCUUUAUAUGCUUAAUAUUUUUUUUUAUGUCAGAACCAUGAUGUGGCAGUGUUGUGUUUUCGCCUCCAAUACAUGUUCUGAUAAUUACAGAUGGAGAUAAAACUAACAAAUAACUUCAAAUGUUAGAUGUUUAGAGACACCAUUAGUUGGGUUAGUAUUUCUUAUGUGCAAUUUGUACCAAUAUGUAAUAACAUUAAUUGAAUAAAUUUUCAUUUUAUCAGA